Messenger RNA from Syngnathoides biaculeatus (alligator pipefish), 3244 nucleotides. It is a transcript of the gene slc27a4, whose product is annotated as solute carrier family 27 member 4. Lineage: Eukaryota; Metazoa; Chordata; Actinopteri; Syngnathiformes; Syngnathidae. Gene Ontology annotation, biological process: response to nutrient; very long-chain fatty acid catabolic process; medium-chain fatty acid transport. The coding region runs from base 589 to 2520 and encodes 643 amino acids. Gene Ontology annotation, cellular component: endoplasmic reticulum membrane; microvillus; plasma membrane. The record is from RefSeq and is a predicted model, not a curated record. Gene Ontology annotation, molecular function: long-chain fatty acid-CoA ligase activity; long-chain fatty acid transmembrane transporter activity. The transcript has 14 exons.
UUCCGCAUCAGGGCCUUUUUCACUGCCCGGUACACAAAUGCUGGUUGUCGCCGAGCAGUAGCAGCAGCGGCGGGCGGCUACGGGCAGGCCGCGCCGCAUUUCCUUCCCGUCAAGCCCCCUCCCCUACUGGCCGUGACGUCGGGGGAAUAGGAGCACCCGAUUGGUGGCGCUCCCUAUCAAUUUCAGUUUAUUCCCGCUGCGCUCGCUGCAAACUGCCGGCGGUGGGCGGGAGCUCGUUGAGAAUGCAAUAAGGUCAUUUGAAUUACGCCAGCUAAAAGGUUUCAUCUGUCACAAUGAAGCUGGCCAUCUUAUCGCGGGUCGGCAUAACGAGCGGAUGAUGCUCGCAGGGUCGAAGUCGACACGCUCAGGCGGGCCAAUCGGAGCAGAGACGCGGUGGUCUUAACGACGACAAAAGGGAAGGCGAUCCCCGGGUGCCCGUGUCAGUUCCUGUGCGUCUCUUAGCGCCGCUAUCAAGCUGAGCCAAGCGGCCAGCGGGCUGGCCUGCGGCCGCAUACAAUUGGAUCAAGGGGCUUGGCGCCCGGGAGGUCUCCUUUUUUUUUGCACAUUACGUGCCGUGACUGAUUCAGGAUGCUGCGUUUAGCGUGUUGCACGGCCCUGCUGUUCGUCUUGAGGCUGCUGAUGAACCUGCCCUGGUUCCAGGUCCUGCCCGCCAUCCUGAUAUUCUACCUGGGAAGUGGAGGAUGGCGGUUUCUGCGGAUUUUUGUGAAAACGAUAGGCAGAGACUUGCACGCAGCAUCAGUGCUGUUGCGGGUCAAGAUGAACGUCAAACGCCACCUGCGGGAGAAGAACACGAUUCCCGCCAUCUUCGCCGAAACUGUGCGGCGUCAUGCGGACAAGACGGCGCUGAUCUUCGAAGGCACAGGCGAAACGUGGACCUUCCGACAGUUAGACGAGUACUCCAACAAAGUGGGCAACCUGCUUCUUCAGCGUGGCUUUAAAGAGGGCGACGUGGUGGCCAUUUUCAUGGAGAACAGGUCCCAGUAUGUGGGUCUUUGGCUUGGCAUGGCCAAGAUUGGAGUGGAGGCGGCGCUCAUCAACUUCAAUUUGAGACUCGAGGCCUUGGUGCACUGCGUAACCAUUUCCAACUCCAAAGCUGUGGUCUUUGGAUCCGAAUUGACUGAUGCUGUGUCCGAGGUCCACAUGUCAAUGGGGAAGACAGUGCAGAUGUUUUGUUCUGGGGACUGGGACCCCAAACGGGUACCGCAGGGUACCGAGUGCCUCGAGCCGCUGCUUGCUGCCGCUCCUUCGCACCUGCCCAGUCAACCGCAACGCUGCUUCACAGAUCGCCUCUUCUACAUUUACACCUCAGGAACCACCGGGAUGCCUAAAGCUGCCAUUGUUGUGCACAGCAGGUAUUACCGCAUGGCCGCUCUGGUCUACUACGGCUUCAGGAUGACACCAGACGACGUCUUGUAUGACUGCCUUCCGCUCUACCACUCUGCAGGUAACAUUGUGGGCAUGGGCCAGUGUAUAAUCCAUGGCAUGAGUGUCGUUAUCAGAAAGAAGUUUUCCGCCUCCCGUUUCUGGGACGACUGCGCCAAGUACAACUGCACUAUUGUACAGUACAUUGGUGAGAUAUGCCGCUAUCUGCUCAACCAGCCAGUCCGGGAGAUGGAAAAACAGCACUGUGUGCGCAUGGCGCUGGGGAACGGCCUCCGUCAGUCCAUAUGGGAGGAAUUCAUGAUGCGCUACAACAUUCCACAGAUUGCGGAAUUCUAUGGGGCAACAGAGUGCAACUGCAGUUUAGGAAACUUUGACAACAAGGUGGGGGCGUGCGGCUUCAACAGUCAGAUUCUACCUUUCAUCUACCCCAUCCGACUAGUGAGGGUGGACGAAGAGACCAUGGAGCUCAUCCGAGGGCCCGACGGUGUCUGCAUUCCCUGUAAACCCGGCGAGCCUGGUCAGCUGGUGGGCAGGAUCAUUCAGAACGACCCUCUACGGAGAUUUGAUGGCUACGUCAACCAAUCCGCAACCAGCAAGAAGAUCGCUCACAGCGUCUUUAAAAAGGGAGACAGUGCUUAUCUUUCUGGCGACGUGCUAAUCAUGGAUGAGUGCGGCCACAUGUACUUCAAGGACAGGACGGGAGACACCUUCCGCUGGAAAGGGGAGAACGUCUCGACCACUGAGGUGGAAGGGACACUCAGCAGGCUGCUGGACAUGAAAGACGUCGUGGUCUACGGGGUGGAAGUGCCCGGCGCAGAAGGGAAGGCAGGAAUGGCCGCCAUCGCUGAUCCUAAUCAUUCCUCCGACCUGGAGAAGUUCGUGAAGGAUCUGGACAAGGCUCUUCCUCCAUACGCCAGGCCGAUCUUCCUCCGCUUUCUUCCAGAAGUCAACAAGACGGGAACGUUUAAGUUCCAGAAGACGGAGCUUCGUCGAGAUGGCUUUGACCCCAGAGUGGUGUUGGACAGACUGUUCUUCCUCGAUUCCAGCAGAGGGCGCUACGUGCAUCUAGACGAGGAGCUGUACCGCUCCAUACUUUCAGGGAAACAUAAAUUGUGAUAGCGGAGCUUCCUUCCGUAUCUCCACCUAUAUGUGUACACACGCUCACACACAAAUGAAGAGGUAUUGUGUGAUCAAGAUGGAAAGUUGCAGCAAAUGAAAUAGCCACACACAUUGCCACACGCCCGAAGUUACUUUUUGGAUUGCUACCACACACAUGCAGCAGCGCUCCCUUUCAUCCCUGCUCAAGUCCCCCUGGCAACCCCUCAGGCUACCUCAGUUAACACACACACACACACAGCGCCAUUAACCCAGUCACCAGAUAUCUCUGGUAACUUGAAACCAAGCGUCACAACCACUAUGAGUCUGCGUUGGACCGUGAAGGCGUUGGAAGCUCCCCAGGACCGCCCAAAAAGUUACCAGGAACCACACAGAGUUGAAGGAUGCUGAGGAGGACUGUGGCCCAGAGAAGCUGCACCUUUUCUUUGUUUGUGUCUUUGACUUUGUCUGGCAAAGAAAUUUCAGCUGCACUAGCCAACAGCGGCAAAGCUCUUGGAGCGCACAGCCCGUGCGGCCUCGUCGCAGACGACAUGUGGCAAAGACAUCGAGUGUUGGAGGGCCGCUCGUCUUGGGGAAAAAAAAAAAACACCCAACAGGAGCUGAUGUGAAUCAAAGCUUUCAAUUUGAACGUGUCGCACCAAAUAUAUUUAGUUUGUUUACAUAUUUAUGGAAACAUGGAAGUUAUUUAUGUUUGUCAUAGCCAUGAAAACAUCCUUUUUUUUUU